Dovyalis caffra is the source of this 1323-nucleotide messenger RNA. NCBI's taxonomy places the organism in Eukaryota, Viridiplantae, Streptophyta, Magnoliopsida, Malpighiales, Salicaceae. The record is from the annotation of a GenBank genome assembly.
AUGGGGUCUUCAGAACUGAUUUUUAGAGGUCACGACGAGACUCAACCAACAUCUGAUGCUUACUCACCUAAACCUCCAAAGCCAUGGCUCUCAGUCACCCGACCCAUUCGUUACCUCCUUCGCGAGCAGCGACUGGUCUUUGUCCUCGUUGGCAUUGCUAUUGCUACUCUUUUCUUCACUCUUCUCCCUUCCUCUUCCCCACCUCCUCACAAAUAUGAUCCAAUCCCCGACUCUUUCUCUCACGUCUCUCAUGAGUUAACAACCCCUAUGCGUUACAAAUUCUACGAGCCCCACCCGGUCGGAUUCCAAUCAGCCAAUUCCGGCGGCAAGAUUCCGCUGGGACUCAAAAGAAAAGGGCUCCGAAUUGUCGUUACAGGUGGGGCUGGGUUUGUUGGGUCUCACUUAGUGGACCGUCUGAUCGCUAGAGGAGAUAGCGUGAUCGUGGUGGAUAAUUUUUUCACGGGAAGGAAAGAGAACGUGAUGCAUCAUUUUAAGAACCCGAGAUUUGAGUUAAUCAGACACGAUGUUGUCGAGCCACUGUUGUUAGAAGUGGACCAGAUCUACCAUCUUGCUUGUCCUGCAUCGCCUGUCCAUUACAAGCACAAUCCGGUUAAGACAAUAAAAACUAAUGUCGUGGGCACAUUGAAUAUGUUGGGUUUGGCCAAGAGAGUUGGUGCUCGGUUUUUGCUUACCAGUACCAGCGAGGUUUAUGGUGAUCCUCUUCAGCAUCCUCAGGUCGAAACAUACUGGGGCAACGUUAAUCCCAUCGGUGUCAGGAGUUGUUACGAUGAAGGAAAGAGAACAGCUGAGACAUUGGCUAUGGACUAUCACCGUGGUGCUGGUGUUGAGGUUAGGAUUGCUAGAAUUUUCAAUACUUAUGGACCUCGAAUGUGCAUUGAUGACGGCCGUGUUGUUAGCAAUUUUGUUGCUCAGGCUCUAAGGAAGGAACCUAUGACUGUUUAUGGUGAUGGGAAACAAACAAGGAGUUUUCAAUUUGUUUCUGAUUUGGUGGAGGGUCUGAUGCGCCUUAUGGAAGGAGAACAUGUAGGCCCUUUCAAUCUUGGAAAUCCGGGUGAAUUCACCAUGCUUGAGCUUGCUCAGGUGGUCCAGGAAACCAUUGACCCAAAUGCUAGGAUAGAGUUCAAGCCUAACACAGAAGAUGACCCACACAAGAGAAAACCUGACAUUACAAAGGCUAAAGAUCUCCUCGGUUGGGAACCUAAGAUAUCCCUUCACAAAGGUCUGCCGAUGAUGGUCUCAGACUUCAGGCAACGCAUCUUUGGUGACCACAAGGAAGAAGGUACCAAUUUGUCAACAUCUUAA